GUGUGUGGUUGCUCAGUGGGGAAAUGCUCACAGCUGCCUUUUUGAAGCAAGCCUGGGGGCUGCAAGGGAGACGCCUAACCAUGCAGGACUGAGCUGCCACCUCCUGUCCGCCUGCCCGGGGAGAGGCAAGGACGCCGGGACACCAGAUGAUCCUCCUGCAGCGGGUCUGCCCUGGGUUCAGGAAGCUGUGAAUUCCAUCAUGUUAUAUGCCAGCCUGAGUACUUUUUAAGUUAUGAAAAGGAAGAAACUGGUCAUCAGAUUAAAAAACUGGCACUGUCCGUUUCAAGAUCCAGAGCUCCAACCUUCCUUGGCUUAAAAGAGAGAAGCACCCGGGAAAAUGUGGGCCAGGAAUCUUAUGGCAAGAGCCUUAUACGACAAUGUCCCAGAGUGUGCUGAGGAGCUGGCCUUCCGAAAGGGAGACAUCCUAACUGUCAUUGAGCAGAACACAGGGGGACUGGAGGGAUGGUGGCUCUGCUCCUUACACGGUCGGCAAGGCAUCGUCCCAGGGAACCGGGUGAAGCUUCUGAUUGGCCCCGUGCAGGAGACCUCCUCCAAUCAGGACCAGCCUACUUCUGGGCUGAUGCACCAGGCCUUUGGCCACCAGAAGCUCUAUCAAGUGCCAAACCCACAGGGUGCUCCUCGAGACGCCAUCUACCAAGUUCCACCUUCCUACCAACAUCAGGGAAUUUACCAAGUACCCACUGGCCAUGGUACCCAGGAACAAGAUGUGUAUCAAGUACCACCAUCGGUGCAGAGAGGCAUACUCGGGGCUAAUGGUCCUCACUUAAGUAAAAAGGUGAUAACCCCAGUGAGGACAGGCCACGGCUACGUGUAUGAGUGCCCAUCCAGACACCAGAAGGACACCUACGACAUCCCUCCUUCCCAUGCCACUCAAGGGGUAUAUGACAUCCCUCCGUCAUCAGUGAAUAUACCCAUGUUUUCAGCACCAGGGGGAGAGAUAAAACCUCAAGGGGUCUAUGACAUCCCUCCUACCAAAGGGGUAUACGCCAUUCCACCCUCUGCUUGCCGGGAUGAAGCAGGGCUUAGGGAAAAAGGGUAUGACGUCCCCCCUCCAAUGAGACAGGCUGGAAGGCUGGACGUCAGGCCUGAGGGCAUUUAUGACAUCCCUCCAGCCAGCAGCAAGCUGGUGGGGAAGGACCUUCACGCCAAGUAUAACUGUGAUACUCCAGGAGCUGCUGACCUGGUGGCACGAAGAUACCAAAGCGUUUCCCUGAGCCUUCCGCCCGCACAGCUGGGACAGUCAGCAGGCACGCAGAACGACGCGUACGAUGUCCCCCGAGGGGUUCAGUUUCUUGAACCGCCAACUCAAACCAGUGAGCAAUCAGCCCCCUCCAAAGAAAGAGACGGCGUUUACGAUGUCCCUCUGCACAACCCCCCAGAUCCCAAAGGCCCUCAGGAUGUGGUGGAUGGCAUCAACCGCUUAUCUUUCUCCAGCACAAGCAGCACUAGGAGCAACAUGUCCACGUCUUCCACCACCUCAAAGGAGUCCUCGCUGUCAGCCACCCCACCUCAGGACAAAAGGCUCUUACUGGAUCCGGACACGGCCAUAGAGAAGCUUCAUCAGCUCCAGCAGACCCUGGAGAUGGGCGUCUCUAGCCUGAUGGCGCUCGUCACCACGGACUGGCGGUGUUACAGGUACAUGGAACGACACAUCAACGAGAUACGCAUGGCGGUGGACAAGGUGGAGCUCUCCCUGAGGGACUACCUCCACUUUGCCAAGGGAGCAGCGGCAAAUGCCUCCUGCCUCCCGGAACUUAUCCUCCACAACAAAAUGAAGCGGGAGCUCCAAAGAGUGGAAGACUCCCACCAGAUUCUGAGCCAAACCAGCCAUGACUUAAAUGAGUGCAGCUGGUCCCUGAAUAUCCUGGCUCUUAACAAGCCCCAGAACAAGUGUGAUAAUCUGGACCGCUUUGUGAUGGUGGCAAAGACGGUGCCCGAUGAUGCCAAGCAGCUCACCACAACCAUCAAUACGAAUGCGGAAGCCCUCUUUAGACCAGGCCCUGGUGGCUCACGUGUGAAGAAUGGGCCUGAGAGCAUCAUGAACUCCACUGAGUACCCACACCCUGGCCCCCAGGUGCCCCUGCUGCAGCCUGGGGACCACAGGGCCCAAGCUCCUAGCAAGCCAUUGCCCCCGGUGGGCAAGGACCAGCCCCCUGACUGUAUCAGCAGUGACGGUUCUGAGAGGAGCUGGAUGGAUGAUUAUGACUAUGUCCACCUGCAGGGUAAGGAGGAGUUCGAGAGGCAACAGAAAGAGCUGCUGGAGAAAGAAAAUAUCAUCAAACAAAACAAGAUGCAGCUGGAACAUCAUCAGCUAAGUCAGUUCCAGUUGUUGGAACAAGAAAUUAUAAAGCCGGUGGAGAAUGACAUCUCCAAGUGGAAGCCCACUCAGAGCCUCCCAGCCACGGGCAGCAGGGUGGGCGCCCAGGACAGGCAGUUGCUCUGCUUCUACUACGACCAGUGUGAGACCCAUUACAUCUCCCUCCUCAAUGCCAUUGACGCCCUCUUCAGCUGCGUCAGCUCGGCGCAGCCCCCGCGGAUCUUCGUGGCGCACAGCAAGUUUGUCAUCCUAAGCGCACACAAACUGGUGUUCAUCGGAGACACGCUGACACGGCAGGUUGCCGCCCAGGACAUUCGCAACAAAGUGAUGAACUCCAGCAACCAGCUCUGCGAACAGCUCAAAACUAUAGUGACGGCGACAAAGACGGCCGCCCUCCAUUACCCCAGCACCACCGCCUUGCAAGAAAUGGUUCACCAGGUGACGGACCUGUCCAGGAACGCGCAGCUCUUCAAGCGCUCCUUGCUGGAGAUGGCGACGUUCUGAGAAGAAAAGGAGAAGGGGACUGAAUGGACUACCAAGGGAAACUGGAAGUGCCAUCUGGUUUUUGUGAAUGUUAUCUAUUUUUGUAGGUAUUUUAUAUAUUUUAAGGUUCUGUGGGUUAGACAACGUUCAUAAAUUCAGGGAGCUAGAGAGGCAAUUUUUUUUUCCGUGCGAUUUUUUUGGGCCCACAUAAGCAUCUAAGACCUGAACUGUGCAGAGACUUGUCCAUAUGCGUGUGUAUGCCUGUGUAUUUGUGUUCGUUUGUAGCUGUUUGUCUGAUACAUUCCAUUAAAAAACAAGAAAUAAGAAGCACCUUAGUAAGCGCCUCCUAAUGCUGCAUUUUUUUUUAAAGAAAACAUACCAGCUAGUUGUAAUAUUACUCUACAUAUACUAGCAGUUACUCUGAGCCUGUCACUUCUGAGUUGGGAAGCACAGUGUAUUUGCAAGUGUUUCCCUCUCAAUAAUGAGGCAUGAUAUGGCUUGUUCUUGUUUUGAAUCUCCUUCCAAAUGGACUGUCUUGGGCACAUGAUAGCAAAAUGCUUCACUUCUGGUUGAAAAAGCCCACCUAGAGAGAAAGUUUCAGAAAUAAGCCAAGCUCCAAUAUUUUGGUUCUGGAAGAGAGACACGUGUAUUUAGAGACCAUGUCCCAGGUUAUGACUGGGCUGUUUCAACACCAAGAGGAUGUCACAAUAAAAGAGGAACAUAUGUUUCCCCAGGGCUUUUUGAUCAUCUGCAUUAUGAGCGAUUUGGCUAUGAGGUUUCCCAGUGGAUGCUUUUAGAUUUGGAAAAACCGUAUUUGCUGCAGGAAUUCAUAGACACAUCAGGCUGUGAGCGUCCACCAAAAGAAGGGAUGGCUCCAUCUGCCAGCUGUAAGUAGAGGCCUUGCUGACUCUCAACAUUCACUUUGUGCUACUACCCCAUCACCUGAGGGGACCUAGCCAGUUCUGAGUCACCUAAGUGUUAGAGCCACCAGGGAACAUCCUACUCUAAAAGAAUUCAUUGCUGGAUCUCACAUCCACCUUAAAACAUGCAUAUGUGGACCUGACACUCAGAGCAGCUGUAUGGGGCCCGUAUAAUCUUGACAAUCCUGUCUGGCCACGGACCCUGUAUACAGCCCACCAGCACCUCAUAUAGCUGGUCACAGCAUCCAUUCCAUAGUCUGUCCCCUCACACCUGCCAGUGUUGGUACAGCUCAGACACACCACAGGCCAUCAGAUUCAUUGUGGGGCAAGUGACAUACUUCCUACCCAGGGGUAAAUGUAAUCACACACUACCAAGUUAAGGAGCAUGUUAUUUCUGGUUUUUCGGUCCACUUCUUAUUUAAUGGUUGGUUCUAUUUCAGCCUAUUUGAAAACACUUUUAUUAGCAAUAUAUGCCUUGACUUAAUUAAGCGAACAACCAAAUCAUUGGAACAGCAAAGGAUUUAAGAAAGAAGAAUGUGUGAUCUAAGUGAUUAAAAAAAAAAAAAUCAGUGACACUUACAGAAGGUGCUUUUCAAAACGGCCACUAUUGUAGUUCUUCAAGUUCUGCUCUGCAAAAGAAGAGUAGAAGUCGUGCUGUUACACGGCAAGUGAGUGUGUGGGAGGCCAGGGGACUGAGGAAAAGCAACAGAGAAACUGAAAAGUGUCCUUGUAGAUUUCGUUGUAUAAUGUGUAUUUGUUGGGAGAUGACAGACUUGUUCUAAGCUAAGUGGUGACAUGUCACAUUUUUUAAACCAAAAUGUUCGAUUUGUAUUACUCUUUCCCAUCCUGUAUGUAGAAGCUAUUUUUAAAACAUUAAAUUUUUAGAUUUCUGUUUUCAUA
This is a messenger RNA of Manis pentadactyla (Chinese pangolin), 4641 nucleotides long. It is a transcript of the gene NEDD9, whose product is annotated as neural precursor cell expressed, developmentally down-regulated 9. Gene Ontology annotation, biological process: cell migration; cell surface receptor protein tyrosine kinase signaling pathway. The transcript has 8 exons. Bases 338 to 2842 code for a protein of 834 amino acids. The record is from RefSeq and is a predicted model, not a curated record. Gene Ontology annotation, molecular function: protein binding. Gene Ontology annotation, cellular component: plasma membrane; cytoplasm. NCBI's taxonomy places the organism in Eukaryota, Metazoa, Chordata, Mammalia, Pholidota, Manidae.